AUGCAGUUUGUACUACUUAAUCAACCACGACGUAUCGUUUAUAUGAUUAGUCCUGCCAAGAAUAGUGAAGAUUAUUUCACUGCAUACGAUCCGUUGGAUUCAAAAAAAGAAAAUUUUAGAAAGGAUGACGUGGCGCCCGAUAAUAUUUUACGCGAAUAUUCUUAUAUACCUGUACGUGAUAAUGCUUUGGAUGUACGUCCCAUUGAGCAGCUAACUCUUAUUCUAUUCGACGUUAGUGGUUCGAUGCAAAAUAAAACGAUGAACAAUUCUAAAAGUCUUCUUGAUUUGAGCAUUGGCGCAUUAGGUGCGUGGUGUGACAAGUUCUGCUCAUAUCGAUUACCACAUGCUAUAGGCCUUAUUUACUGUGGUGCUAAAAUAACUCCAACAACUCAACUUAUCUACGAAGCCUGUCCGAUUACGAAUAAUUUUGUUGAUGUUGAAAAAUCGUUUAGUUCUCGACCGGAUUGUGGUUCGUCAACUCCAUUCUAUUGUGGUUAUACAUGGCUCUUGUCUGUCGAGUUUCCACCACAAACUUAUCCCUCACGACCACCCGAAAUUCGAUUCAUUACACCAAUUUAUCAUUGUAAUAUCAGUGACGAUGGAAAAAUCUGUCAUGAAAUCUUACGCAGUCACUGGACAUCACAAACAACUAUGUACGAUGUACUCAAGCAAAUCAUUAGUCUGCUUUUCCAACCAGAACCCAAUGAUGCAUUAUCAACAGCUAAGGGUAAUCUUUUAAAAACAGCACCGGAAGAUUAUCUCAAGGAACUACAGCAAUACAACGAAAACUAUGCUAAAACAACUGUAGAGGAGCUCAAAAAACAAUAUCAACUUGAACAAUUCACAUCUGAUUUUUGUGAUUGA
Molecule: messenger RNA, 864 nt
Organism: Rotaria sp. Silwood1
Lineage: Eukaryota; Metazoa; Rotifera; Eurotatoria; Philodinida; Philodinidae
Source: the annotation of a GenBank genome assembly